Molecule: messenger RNA, 1033 nt
Organism: Cheilinus undulatus (humphead wrasse)
Lineage: Eukaryota; Metazoa; Chordata; Actinopteri; Labriformes; Labridae
Gene: c1s.2
Product: complement component 1, s subcomponent .2
Biological process (GO): proteolysis
Molecular function (GO): serine-type endopeptidase activity
Source: RefSeq, a predicted model, not a curated record
AAGUGUAUCGCAUCACUGAAGGAUUCAGGAUUUGAUGCAAAGAUGGGGUGGAUGCCAUGCGUUGUUUGGUUCUUGGAUGUGUCAGUGAGUGAUUGCUGGGGGCUGCCUGAAGCUACCUUCACAUGUGAAGCAGAUGGAAAAUGGAGAUCAAACAAUACUGUUAGUCCAACAUGCAUGCCAGUGUGUGGUAAGCCCAUAGCGCAGUUUUUUGGCAUGGACAUUCAGAGGAUCCUUGGAGGAAAGGAGGCUCCAGAAAACACCCUCCCCUGGCAGGUGUUACUGAGCUGGAAUCAAGGUAGAGGAGGAGGCAUGGUGAUUGCAGACCACCGGGUGAUGACUGCAGCUAACAACCUUCAACAACGUGGAGUGACAUCAUCGCCUGGAUCUAUUACAAUUUACAUGGGGGGUAAUGAUGCAAAUGUGAUAAUGGGCUCUCCCAUGAAUUCUACAUCUGUCCAUGUUCAUCCUGAUUACAACAAUUCAGACAGUUCAGACUACAACAACGACAUCGCUCUGAUCAAACUGGAGGACCAGCUCACAUUUAACUCGUCCAUCAUGCUGAUAUGUUUGACUCCAGAGGGGGCUACAUACAUCCCUGGGGCAAUGGGAGUGGUGUCAGGCUUUGGUGUAGAAAACACCCAACACGGAUGGAUGUUGACAAAUAAGCUGAAGCUCCCAGUGGGGAUAUGCCACACUUCGAUCAAUAACAUUAAAAGAAAAAAUAUGAAUAAAGCUGAUCUGACAGAUAAUAUGUUUUGUGCUGGACUGCCUGAGGGUGGGAAGGACUCUUGUAAUGGUGAUGCUGGAGGCCCCUACGCCCUGAUGACCAGUGGAAGCUACUGGACUGCUGGGAUUGUCAGCUGGGGAAUUGGCUGUGGAGUCAAAGGAAAAUAUGGAGUCUACACCAAAGUUGCCAACUACAUUGACUGGAUCCACAAGACCAUGAAGGAGAACUGAAGUUUAAAGCUACCAAUUUAAAGUGUUGAUGCAACAAAGUAAAACAGUUGUUGAAAUAAAAUCAUACUGACUGCAA